Molecule: messenger RNA, 1242 nt
Organism: Naegleria gruberi
Lineage: Eukaryota; Heterolobosea; Eutetramitea; Acrasida; Naegleriidae
Exons: 4
Coding region: 1-1242 (413 amino acids)
Source: RefSeq, a predicted model, not a curated record
AUGGGUCAAGGACAAGGUCUAUCCGCCUCUGAUUCUGAUGUUCUAUUCGAAGAAUCUGAAUCACAAGAACAACAAUAUCAGAAAGUAAUCUCUGCACAAGAGAUGGCAAAAUAUCAAAAAGUGAUCAAGUCAAAAUUGUCGGAAUUAACUUGUUUCGGUAGCAUUCCACCACUUGUUUUGAAUGAUUUGCUUUCGAAUCUAUUCCUGAAAGACUCUAUAAAAAAGUAUUACCUCUCAUCUACACCUGAAGGUACCAUUGAAUAUUUGGGAAGUUUGUUGACAAUUUACGAAACCAACGAUAAAAAUCAACACAAUUUCUAUCGUAAUGUAAAAUUGAAUCAAUAUGUGACGGAAAUGAAUGAAAGGCAAAAGAUUCCACACGAUAAAAUUUUAAAAGUGAGAUUAGUUUUGAUUCAGACACCCAAAGACUAUUCUACUUUGAAUUUAUUUGAUUUACUUUCACCAGUUUUGGAUAAUUUUUCAGGGCUCUCUCCAUCCCAAGCUUUUAAUUUAGCCAAUAAUGAGGAAAAUUUUGAAAAUCAACCAAUUACAGAUGUUCAAUUAACACCUGCAAUUGCUAUUGGACCAUUUUUGUUAUAUUAUAAUUCAUUAGGUCUUGUAAUUCCUAAAAGAGUUGUUGGCGAAGCAUCAUUUAUUCUUUCAGAAAUUGAUCCAUUUGCUUGUAUAUAUUUAAAUGAUGAAACUCUCCAUCGGUUGUCAACCAUAGUUUUUGAUUGGAAUAUCACUGCGAGAUACUCUGUACAAACCAAUAAUUCACAACAUUUUGUUGAUUCACUGGCUACUCUAUUCAAAAUUUCAUUGGUUGAUAAUCCAACACUUGCUGAAUAUUUAAAAUCUGUGAGAUCGAACGGAAUUGGUGAUUGCACAAUACCUUUCUCUGAAGCAUUUAGGGAACAGUUCAAAGUUAAGAAAACUGAAAAAACAUUCACAGAUAGAAAUGAGCUUUUGACUUUUACUUCCAAAUUGGCUCAACGUAAAUUUUCCAAAGAAUCAUUUCCAAACGAAUGGAAAUUAUUCCACAAUUUUGAAAGAAUGUUUUGGAGUGAAAUGAUCCAGAGAGAGAAAUACUAUUUACUUGCUCAUAAAGCAAAGGAAAUCAAACGGAGCAGUGUGGACAAUCCAACAAGACACUCCAUCUCAACCUCGACCAUUGAAGAGAAUAUCUUUGGAGAUGGAACCAAACUUUUUGCAAAAUUACCAACUGUUCAUGAUUGGUUUUAA